CCAAAUUUCAAUCUCUUUCCAAAACUCGAUCUUUCUCUCUCUAGGGUUACGUUAUAUAACCAGCAACAACGCCAGGCAUGGACCCUCAGUAUCAGCAACAACAGUGGAUGAUGAUGAAUCAACAACAACAGCAAUCACAACCACCGCAACAGUUUCAGCAACAACCACCGUUACAGCAAAUGUAUAAUUACAACCAGCAAUCACCAGCGGCUGCGACGAUUCCACCUCAGUACACGGCACCGGCUGCAGCACCGAUUGGUGGUGCGACUCCUCAACCAGCUAGCGCCGAUGAGAUCCGUACGCUAUGGAUCGGCGAUCUGCAGUAUUGGAUGGAUGAACAGUAUCUUCUUAGCUGUUUUGCUCAGACUGGCGAGGUGGUUUCUGCAAAAGUCAUACGUAACAAGCAAUCUGGUCAAUCUGAGGGUUAUGGUUUCAUUGAGUUUGCUAACCGUGCUGCUGCAGAAAGGCAUCUACAGGCAUAUAAUGGUACUUUGAUGCCCAAUGUUGAGCAGCUCUUCAGGCUGAAUUGGGCUACUUUUGGCGCUGGUGAAAAAAGACAAGACGAUACGCCUGAUUACACUGUAUUUGUAGGGGAUUUGGCAGCAGAUGUAACAGAUUAUACCUUGCAGGAAACCUUUAGGGCUCAUUAUCCUUCUGUCAAGGGUGCAAAGGUAGUAACUGAUAGGCUCACAGGACGCACAAAAGGUUAUGGUUUUGUUAAAUUUGGUGAUGAGAGUGAACAAGUACGUGCCAUGACUGAAAUGAAUGGAAGAUUAUGCUCAACCAGACCAAUGCGAAUUGGACCAGCUGCUAACAAAAAGAAUGUGGGCGGUCAACAAUAUCCAAAAGCUUCAUACCAGAAUACUCAAGGAACACAGAAUGACGACGAUCCAAAUAAUACAACUAUUUUUGUUGGUGGCUUGGAUCCUAAUGUCACCGAUGAACAUCUUAGGCAGGUGUUUAGCCAAUAUGGACAAUUAGUCCAUGUGAAGAUCCCCCUUGGCAAGCGGUGUGGGUUUGUUCAGUUUGCUGAGAGAAGCUGUGCUGAGGAAGCAUUACGAAUGCUACAAGGAACUCAGUUUGGUGGACAAACUGUGAGACUUUCAUGGGGCCGUAGUCCUUCAAACAAACAGCCGCAGGUAGAUCAAAGCCAAUACAAUGGUGGAUACUAUGGAUAUGGACAGGGAUAUGAAACUUACGGAUAUGCCCCCGUUGCUCAAGAGCCUACUAUGUACUAUGGGGGCUAUGCGGGAUAUGGUGGCUACCCACAGGUCCAGCAGCAGCCACAACCACAGCAGCCACAACAAUAGUGAUAUGCAUGUUUAGAAGUCGAAGCUGAGGCGCAUCGUGUCGUGCAAAUGAAGAAUUCCGAGUUGCGAUUUCUACUAUAUUAUAGUUAUAGUAAAUUACCAUCAUCAUCUACUUUUUAUAUAUAAUAUUUAUUUGAAUUUUCAAUACUUAUGUCUGUCCAUCCUGAGGCUGUUUUUCAAGAGUUUUGGCUACAGACAAAGAGGAGAUUGAUUAAGGUCUCUUCUUUUGCACUUAUGGCCUUUUCAGGAUUCUAACAGAUUUUUUUUAACUGCAUCUUUUUACAGUUGACUGUUUCUUUAUUACAA
Molecule: messenger RNA, 1616 nt
Organism: Cynara cardunculus var. scolymus (artichoke)
Lineage: Eukaryota; Viridiplantae; Streptophyta; Magnoliopsida; Asterales; Asteraceae
Product: polyadenylate-binding protein RBP45-like
Exons: 7
Coding region: 78-1310 (410 amino acids)
Cellular component (GO): cytosol
Molecular function (GO): mRNA binding
Source: RefSeq, a predicted model, not a curated record